GUUCCGGCCGGACGGCGUUUCUACGGACGCCCUGGAACCACCCCCGCCCCCCGCCCCCAGCCCGGUGUCGGAGCCGGCUACGCUGACAGGUCCGCAUGGGCGGCCCACCACUGAUUGGACAGACUCAUCAAGGAAGUUAGAAAAGAGGCUCCACUGUUUGUGAGAAACUGGGUAAUUUCUAAGAAACCCCUACUGCAGAUAGCUGAAGGGUGAAGUAAACCGAAAAAGAAAAGAGAAGAGCCUUUCAUGAAAAGGAAAUUGAAAGAAGGAAAGAGAGGAGUACAAAAAGACAAGACCCCUGCUGCACAGGCAUUCUCGGAUCCGGACUGGCUGACUGGCCGCCACCUCUGCAGUUUCUGCCACAGCCUGGUUCGUCUGGACCGCUGAGCAACUCUUCCCACACGUCGCUGUAAACCUAGGCACUGGAAGAUGGCGGACAUGUCCAAUGGCGAGCAGGGGUGUGCUUCCCCACUGGAGCUGUUCAACAGAAUAGCUGCUCAAGGGGAGCGCGUGAGAGCCCUCAAAGUCGGGCAGGCGUCGCAGGAGGAAAUUGAUUCUGCAGUACAGAUGCUGUUAUCUUUAAAAAUGAGCUACAAAGCUGCCGUGGGGGCGGAUUACAAGGCUGACUGCCCUCCAGGGAACCCGGCACCGGUGGGUGGUGAUGAACCGGGAGCCACAGAAGCUGAAGAGGAUUUUGUGGACCCGUGGACGGUACAGACGAGCAGUGCAAAAGGCAUCGAUUAUGACAAGCUCAUUGUUCGGUUCGGAAGCAGUAAAAUUGACAAAGAGCUGAUUAACCGGAUAGAGAGAGCCACAGGCCAGAGACCCCACCGCUUCCUACGCAGAGGCAUCUUCUUCUCACACAGAGAUAUGAAUCAAGUUCUCGAAGCCUAUGAAAACAAGAAGCCAUUUUAUCUGUAUACGGGCAGGGGCCCCUCUUCCGAAGCCAUGCAUGUGGGUCACCUCAUUCCAUUUAUUUUCACAAAGUGGCUGCAGGACGUGUUCAAUGUGCCCUUGGUCAUCCAGAUGACAGAUGAUGAGAAGUACCUGUGGAAGGACCUGACACUGGAGCAGGCCCACGGCUAUGCCGUGGAGAACGCCAAGGACAUCAUCGCCUGCGGCUUCGACAUCAACAAGACCUUCAUCUUCUCUGACCUGGACUACAUGGGGUCCAGCCCAGGCUUCUACAGGAACGUGGUGAAGAUUCAAAAGCAUGUUACCUUCAACCAAGUCAAGGGCAUUUUCGGCUUCACGGACAGUGACAGCAUCGGGAAGAUCAGCUUUCCCGCCAUCCAGGCUGCUCCCUCCUUCAGCAACUCAUUCCCUCAGAUCUUCGGAGACAGGACAGAUGUCCAGUGCCUCAUCCCCUGUGCCAUCGACCAGGAUCCUUACUUCAGGAUGACGAGAGACGUCGCCCCCAGGAUCGGCUAUCCUAAGCCAGCCUUGCUGCACUCGACCUUCUUCCCCGCCCUGCAGGGGGCCCAGACCAAAAUGAGUGCCAGCGACCCCAACUCCUCCAUCUUCCUCAUCGACACGGCCAAGCAGAUCAAGAACAAGGUCAACAAGCACGCGUUUUCUGGCGGGAGAGACACUGUCGAGGAACACAAGCAGUUUGGCGGCAACUGCGACGUGGACGUGUCCUUCAUGUACCUGACCUUCUUCCUCGAGGACGACGACAAGCUCGAGCAGAUCAGGAAGGAUUACACCAGUGGGGCCAUGCUCACGGGCGAGCUCAAGAAGGUGCUCAUCGAGGUUCUGCAGCCCUUGAUCGCGGAGCACCAGGCCCGGCGCAAGGAGGUCACAGACGAGAUCGUGAAAGAGUUCAUGACUCCCCGGGAGCUGUCCUACGACUUUCAGUAAUGCUCAUUUUAUAUCUGCAUAUAGAGACAUAAUUCAGCAGUAAUCCCCGCUUCACUUAGAAUCUGUCACGUGGUAAUUAGUGGGCCUGGUGUCUGUAAGCCCUGUGCGUUUGGCAAUCCUGUUUCUCCCUGUACUGUCAUCCUCUGUCUCUGGUGGGGAGCACCCUGUGAGCUGACUAGGUGCUGAGCUCAGACAGGCAAGGCCAGCUGGAGUCUCCCCCACGAAGCAGCCCCAAGACGUGAAGCCUUUGGUACAAUGCCCGCUGGCCAGCCUCUUCUGGCCCACAGCAAAGCUUGCAUUUGAAAGCAUCCUGCGGUUCCAAAUAUGCUCCUGAAACCUACUCGUAAAGGAACCUGUAGUCUACUACGUGCGCAUAUCUGGACUCCAAAUGCUAUUAUUAUAAAACUAAUCCCAUCCCCUCCAAAAAAAACAAAAAGAAUUGCUAGCUAGACGCUGUGCUAUGCAUUUGAUCCAGCCUGAAGCUGUUUUUAACACUGAAUAUUGGCCAAAGUUGGCCACUUUUAUUAAAUUGUCUUUUGUGGGAGAAACUUGCCAGGUCACUCACUAAAUUCCAGCCUGUGCAUGCAUUCUACUCCAGAAGUCACCCAUUUUCCCCUGAACAUACGAAUAUUUUGUUUCCACCAAACAACCCUUUACACUCCACUCGGAAAACUACUCUGAUUCUGCCACAGGCCGAGGGGAGUCUGCUACCUUUGCAGAUGCUUUUGUCCUGACACUUGACUGGUGUGGCAGUCUGCACAGAAGCAGUGCCCUGCCCGUGUCCCCGGGCGGGUGGACGUGGCCAGAAAGCGACAGCAGCCCCCGAGGCCCUCAGUGCUAUCUGUGGGAGCCUGUUCACUCAGGCACGCUGUGUAGUUUGGGAAAGCGGAAGAAUACACCAGGGAAAGGCCGUGGUUCAGGCGUCUGGCCUUCCUGGAGACGCAGGGUCCACGCCUGAGCUCUCUAUCCUCAUGUCACUCGUCAGCAUAAAUAAACUGCCUUUGGUUCCA
Rhinolophus ferrumequinum (greater horseshoe bat) is the source of this 2870-nucleotide messenger RNA. It is a transcript of the gene WARS1, whose product is annotated as tryptophanyl-tRNA synthetase 1. Gene Ontology annotation, molecular function: ATP binding; tryptophan-tRNA ligase activity. The transcript has 12 exons. The coding region runs from base 430 to 1860 and encodes 476 amino acids. NCBI's taxonomy places the organism in Eukaryota, Metazoa, Chordata, Mammalia, Chiroptera, Rhinolophidae. The record is from RefSeq and is a predicted model, not a curated record. Gene Ontology annotation, cellular component: cytoplasm. Gene Ontology annotation, biological process: tryptophanyl-tRNA aminoacylation.